Aspergillus campestris IBT 28561 is the source of this 1901-nucleotide messenger RNA. Its product is annotated as cytochrome P450. Bases 100 to 1827 code for a protein of 575 amino acids. Lineage: Eukaryota; Fungi; Ascomycota; Eurotiomycetes; Eurotiales; Aspergillaceae. The record is from RefSeq and is a predicted model, not a curated record. Gene Ontology annotation, molecular function: monooxygenase activity; iron ion binding; oxidoreductase activity, acting on paired donors, with incorporation or reduction of molecular oxygen. The transcript is spliced from 2 exons.
CGAAAGAGUAAUACAUCAUAGAUACACCCACACCUGCAUCGUGGGGUCGGAACACAUGAUCCAUAUAUAAUUUAUCCUGUUUUGCGCCUGACACCCCCAAUGGAGAACUCUCCUGAGUCGGGGCUAUUAAGCCACCUGCAAGAUAGCCUGUCGGAGGUGGGAUGGCCCGGAUUGCUGGCAAUCUUGGUCGGCUCUUGCAUCGUGACACGCAUACUCACUGGCAUCUGGAGCAAUGGGCCAAAGGUCGAAGACGGUCAACCGCGACGGGUUCGGACGACCCCAUACUGGUUUCCAUGGCUAGGACACGGCCUUUCGUUCGUCUGGAAUCAUGUCCGCUUGCUUUCCAAUGCUAGAGACUCCAUGGAAGAACCAGUGGUGGGCAUCAAGUUAGGAGGGGCGAAGCACAGCGUGCUGGUCUCUCCAUCCGUGGCCAAAUCGGCCUUGUCCUCCCCAAACACCUCAUCCACGGCCGUGAUCAACUACGCGUUGAAGACGGUCUUUGGGGACCGGGGACCUGUCCAGAACUUGAGCGCCUCAAACCCCCACCUGCUGCAGCUGCUGCACCAUAACCUCCCCGACCUUUUCAGCAGGGAGCCCUACGUGACGGAGAUCUCCAACGCCGUGUGCCGUCUCAUCGAGCGUGAAACGCCCAACCUGGUGACCUUCAAUUGGAGCCCCGUGGACCAGACCCCAUGGGAGCGGACCUGCGACGUCGAACUCCUCGAAGGCACCGAUAAGCCCACGUGCGAAACGAACCUGUUCGCCCUCAUCCGCAACCACCUCGGCCACAUCACCACCACCACCACCAUGGGCUACGCCGUCCUCGAGAACUUCCCCAACCUCCUCCCCGACCUCUGGAAACUCGACGACCAGUUCGUCGCCCUCUCCAUGGGCCUCCCCCGCUGGGUCCUCCCCGGCACCUCCGCCGCCAGCGUCGCGCGAGCCCGCCUUCUCGACACCCUCAACGUCUAUCACCAAGCCUUCGUCGCCUGGAACGACGGCGCCGACCCGGGCGUCAAAUUCCGUGACCUAGACGACAUCUCCGAGCCGAUCAAGGAGCGCGCGCGCGCCCUCAAAAACGCAGGCCUAUCCCCCGCAGACAGCGCCCCAGCGCACCUCUCCCUCCUCUGGGCCAUGAACGCCAACUCUCCCAACAUCGUCUUCUGGCUCCUCCUCCACCUCUACACCAACCCGGCCCUCCUCGCCGACAUCCGCACCGAGAUCGCCCCUUUCGCCAAAGCCCACCGCCCCACCCCAGCCGAAACAGGCUUCCCCUUCCUCGAAGCCGCCCGCAUCGCCCUCGACACCAACAACCUCCUCGAGUCCUGCCCACUCCUCCGCGCCUCCGUCUCCGAAACCCUCCGUCUCGACCUUGCCGCCCUCUCCUUCCGCACCCUCACCGCAGACCUCACCGUCACCGAAUCCCCCGAAGACGCCGCCCUUGCCGGCCGCUCCAAACCCCUCACCUACCACAUCCCAGAGGGAGAAAGCAUCCUCGUCCCGCACGGCGUCCUCCACACCGACCCCCAGCACUUCUCCAACCCAACCCAGUUCGACCCCCUCCGCUUCAUCAAGACGGACCCCGACACGGGCAAGCUGCGCGCUGCGCGCGACACGAUCAGUCCGUUCGGCGCGGGCGUGUCGGCCUGCAAGGGCCGCGUCUUCGCCGAGAGAGAGAUCCUCUCUUACACGGCUGCGAUCAUCAGUCUGUGGGACUUGCAGCCUGCGGGUGGGGGCGGCGUGUGGAAGAUCCCGGGCCAUAAGCAGUCUAGUGCGGCUUAUUUGCCCAAGAAGGAUGUGCGGGUGCGGUUGACUGCGCGGGUUUGAGUGUAGUGUAGUGAGAGCUAGUUAGCAUGGGUGGAGUUUGUAUUGAUUGCUAUUACAAUGUUAUGUAUAUUGGG